AUGACUAUCAUCGUCGCUUCUUUGUUCUUACCAUACACGCCUCAGUUCGAGGCCGAUGUCACGAAUUCAGACACCGCCAAGCUGGUUGAAUCAAGCAUGAUCAAGGUGGACUGCAACAAUCAGGAAUUGGGGAAACAAGAAAGAAGCAGCUCUGUGACUUCGGCGAACUCUCAUCAUAUCGGUUUGCCCCAAGAGCCUCAGAUCAAUGGUGAUCCUUUGUCUAGGAUCACGGCAACCACACCGGCCACGGCGGCCAACUUCCACAAUGGCAUGGAAAUGCUAUCCUCUGAGCAAUUUUUGGAAGAAUUGACUGCCAAUGCCACCCAUGCGGCCAAUUCCGGUAACCCUCAGUCCAACCCAGUGAGUUCUGCUUCUGCUGCCCUACAGCCUUCAGUGGAAGAGUUUUUCUCAGCUCCUAGUGCCAGAGUCUGUUCUCCCCCACAAGAAGCGUCUGCCUCUUCUUCCAACGCUCCAUCAUCUCACCAUAACGACUUGAGCUCUAGCCUUUUGAAAAAUGCUAAUUUAUCAUUUGACGCUUGUUCUCCUAGGACUAGAAGCUCAUCCAAGAGUGCCGUGAUUACCCCGGUUUCCAAGAGCGUCCCAGGCGUGGACCCUGCCGUUGUCGAUGUGGCCAAAGUUAGAGAGGAGUUUCAACAGCAAGCCUCCUUGCCCUCCAUGAAAAGAGUUUCUGGUGGUACUACUGGCGAUUCUUCUAGCGCUACUGCGUCCACAGGUUCCAAUUUAAGAUAUUGUGAGCAGUUCCACGAUAACUUUAUUGAAGACACUGAUAGUGAAGACGAUAUCGAUUCUGAUUUGGAGACUGAUGCUACCAAAGAAUACAAUGUCCCUAAAUUCGGUGGCUAUUCAAAUAACGCGAAAUUAAGAGCAUCUCUAAUGAGGAAUUCGUAUGAGCUGUUUAAACAUUUACCAUGGACAAUAGUCGAUAGCGACAAAGGUAACGGAUCCUUGAAAAAUGCAGUUAAUAUUGCAGUCGCUGAAAAGACCGUGAAAGAACCUGUUUCUUGGGUAGGUACGAUGGGUAUCCCCACCGAUGAACUUCCUCACGAAGUGUGCCAGAAGAUUACAAAGAAGUUGGAACACGACUUCAAUUCUCAUUCAGUGGUCACUGAUGAUAUCACUUUCAAAGGGGCUUAUAAAAACUAUGCCAAGCAAAUCUUGUGGCCUACUCUACAUUACCAAAUUCCGGAUAAUCCAAAUUCGAAGGCUUUCGAAGACCAUUCCUGGGACUACUAUCAGAAAGUCAACCAGAAGUUUGCUGAUAAGAUUGUUGCUGUUUACAGACCAGGUGACACUAUCUGGAUCCAUGAUUACCAUCUGAUGCUUGUUCCGCAAAUGGUAAGAGAGAAACUACCCAAGGCUAAGAUUGGGUUUUUCUUACACGUUUCGUUCCCAAGUAGUGAGGUCUUUAGGUGCCUUGCUAACAGAGAAAAAAUCCUUGAAGGUAUCAUUGGUGCAAACUUUGUUGGAUUCCAAACUAAAGAAUAUAAGAGACAUUUCCUGCAAACUUGUAAUAGGUUACUGGCCGCAGACGUCUCUAAUGACGAGGUUAAGUACCAUUGCAAUAUUGUUUCCGUGAUGUACGCGCCAAUCGGUAUUGAUUAUUUCCAUUUGGCAUCGCAAUUGAGAAAUGAGUCUGUGUUGGAAUGGCGUCAAUUGAUUAAAGAAAGAUGGCAUGACAAAAAACUGAUUGUUUGUCGUGAUCAAUUUGAUAGAAUCAGAGGUCUCCAAAAGAAAAUGUUAGCUUACGAAAGGUUUCUGAAAGAAAAUCCUGAAUACAUCGAAAAAGUUGUUUUGAUUCAAAUCUGUAUCGGGAAGAGCUCAGAUCCUGAAUAUGAGCGUCAAAUCAUGGUUGUCGUUGAUAGAAUCAACUCUCUGUCUUCUAAUAUUAGUAUUUCUCAACCAGUGGUCUUUUUACAUCAAGAAUUGGAUUUUGCCCAGUAUUUGGCAUUGAAUUGUGAAGCUGACGCUUUCUUAGUGAACGCCUUAAGAGAAGGUAUGAAUUUGACAUGUCACGAAUUUAUCGUUAGUUCAUUUGAAAAGAACGCGCCUUUGCUUUUAUCUGAAUUCACCGGUAGUUCUUCCGUCUUAAAGGAAGGUGCUAUCUUAAUCAACCCGUGGGAUAUAAAUCUUGUAGCACAGAGUAUCAAAAGAAGUUUGGAAAUGUCCCCUGAAGAGAAGAGACGUAGAUGGAAGAAGUUAUUUAAAAGUGUGAUUGAACAUGAUUCCGAUAAUUGGAUCACUAAAUGUUGCGAGUACGUGAGUAACGCUUGGGAAUCCAACCAAGAAACAUCAACUGUUUUUAACUUAGCUCCAGAAAAAUUCUGUUCUGAUUACAGAGCUUCUAAAAAGCACUUGUUCAUCUUCAAAAUUUCAGAGCCCCCAACAUCAAGAAUAUUAUCUUUAUUAAGUGAAUUAAGCUCUAACAACAUUGUUUAUGUUUUGAGUUCCUUUACCAAGAAUACAUCUGAAGGUUUAUACAAUGGUGUUCUAAACAUCGGUUUAAUAGCUGAAAAUGGUGCCUAUGUUAGAGUUAAUGGGUCGUGGUACAAUAUUGUAGAAGAGCUCGACUGGAUGCAAGAAGUAGCCAAGAUCUUUGACGAAAAAGUAGAAAGAUUACCUGGCUCCUAUUACAAGAUUGCCGAUUCUAUGAUCAGAUUCCAUACAGAAAAUGCAGAAGAUCAAGACCGUGUCCCAACCGUCAUCGGUGAAGCUAUCACACACAUUAACACUUUAUUCGAUGAUAAGGAUAUCCACGCUUAUGUGCAUAAGAAUAUUGUCUUUGUUCAACAAACGGGGUUGGCCUUAGCCGCUGCUGAAUUUUUGAUGAAAUUCUACAAUAGUGGCGUCAAUACCACCGACAAUAGCAGAAUCUCUCUAUCAAGGACAAAUUCUUCAAUGAGUUUCAGGAGCAACAAAAAACAUUUACAAAACCACGUGGAUUUUGUUUGUAUUUCUGGUUCAACAUCACCUAUCAUUGAGCCAUUGUUCAAGUUGGUCAAGCAAGAAGUUGAGAAAAACAACCUAAAAUUCGGCUACACCAUCCUUUAUGGUAGCUCCAGAUCUACAUAUGCCAAAGAGCACAUUAACGGUGUCAACGAACUUUUCACAAUUCUUCACGAUAUGACAGCAGCUUGA
Molecule: messenger RNA, 3156 nt
Organism: Saccharomyces eubayanus
Lineage: Eukaryota; Fungi; Ascomycota; Saccharomycetes; Saccharomycetales; Saccharomycetaceae
Gene: TPS3
Product: trehalose 6-phosphate synthase/phosphatase complex subunit
Exons: 1
Coding region: 1-3156 (1051 amino acids)
Biological process (GO): trehalose biosynthetic process
Cellular component (GO): cytosol; alpha,alpha-trehalose-phosphate synthase complex (UDP-forming)
Molecular function (GO): catalytic activity
Source: RefSeq, a predicted model, not a curated record